GUGGGAGAUUUUUAACAUUUCCAGCGUUUUUCGUAUCCCACUCCCCUCGUGUUUCCCAUUGGAAACUCAAACCAGAAAAUUUCAAGAAAUUUUGAAAGCUGCCGCAGUGUGGAAAGAUCUACAGAAAAACGAAAAAACUUCGGCCACGAUACGGAAAACCCAUCGGAAAGAAAUCGAGGAACCGUAACAUCUCGGCCGUAGCGGAAAUCGAAAAAUGGAAAACGAUGAAGAAACUCUUUGCCGAUACGGAACGGCGCUGCCGGCGUUCGAAGAAGAUGCCGUACCGAGCAAAAAGCCCAUCACCGUGGAAGACCAGAUCGUGCUGGAUAGCAACGGCAAACGGAGGUUUCACGGAGCAUUCACAGGAGGAUUUUCGGCGGGUUACUGGAACACUGUCGGCUCAGAGGAAGGAUGGAAACCAUCGGAAUUCAAAAGUUCGAGGCUCGAGAAGGCUCAAUCGAAGAAGCAGAAUCCCAUAGAUUUCAUGGACGAAGAAGACCUGGGGGAAUUCGGUAUCGCUCCCCAGCGCGUUCAAACACGGGACGAUUUUGCGCAUUCUAGUAGCAAUGUUGGAAUAGCCGGGUUUUCUCAAAAGAGGCGACUUGAUACUACUAUUCCAACGGGUCCCAUUCCGGGACAGCCAGUUUUACGGACUCUCCUUGAACCCGCGAAAGAGAAAACUGCCGUGCGGAUGCUGAAACAAAUGGGUUGGCGUGAAGGACAAGGUAUUGGCGAGCGGCAGAAGCGCGGUGAAAAGAGACGUGCCAACGAACGCAACACCAAGGAGCAAUAUGUGAUGAAGAUGUACGGUUGCGCAAUACCGGGCCAUGCGGUGCAAUCUAACAAAAACGUAGACGUUUCGCUCCCGCUUUCAGACAGCGACGAUGGUUCCGACUACGACAUAACGUUUGCACCCGAUGAUUUCGACCCACUGGUUGUGGCGAUAAAGGACAACACCUUUGGUCUCGGGUACAAUGGUUUGGAUCGGGUAACCGCGAAAGGAUUCAAUCUAUUCGACACUCUUGAAGUAGUGGAUAGGAACAACAAGAAACUUUCGAUUCGAGGCCAAGCUUUUGGCAUCGGGGCGCUAGAGGAUGAUGAUGAUGUCGAUGUAUACGCCCGCGAUGAUAUGUCACGGUACGACUUCUCACUGGAUGAUCGACAGGCGAAAGAGAAACAGUUGGCUAUCCAGUCUGGUCAGGACAUCAGCGCGCUAGAAGGAUUUUGUACUGCUAACAAAGAAAAGAGAGCCGCGAAGAAAGUGUUUCGUUCGACAAUGCCUGAGAACUUUCGCCCUCGUAACUGGCUGGAACGGAGAAGCCGCUUCGAUGCACUGGAUGAAGAUCGAGCCUCGAGAUUGCAGCACGACAGUGCACACAAGAUUCGAGGACUCGGGAGACAUGAUUUGGAUCCAAAAAGGCGAGCCGAAAUACUCGGAGAGGUAUCUAGUGUGAGCAUUUUUUCUGUGGCACAUAGUGAAAGCAGCAGGGAGCCGCAAGAUAGCGAGCAAUUGCCAACCGCGAAAGAUAACUGCGCACAGCUAAAACCCAGCUUAGUGAUCCCCUCGGGUUUGGUAAAGGAAGCGAAGGUCUUACAGCAACCGUACGUUGGUUCAACCAAGGAAGGCUUCAAACCGUUUAUUGCUGUUCCAGACAAACAGGAGCGCUAUGAACACUUCCUAGCAUUUCAACCAACGGAGCGCUACCUCACUCGAGAGCAGUUUCUUGAGUCACUGCAACCUUUGAGCCUAUCUGCUUGGGAACGCGAACGCGAGCUGAAAGAGUUUAUACAGGCUGAGCGAAUGUAUCGGCCGCUAGGAGGUCUCAUGUCGGACCGUUUUGUGACUGCUUCAAUGUUAAUAGCAGACAACACAAUCACCACCGUUGGAGAAGCCGUACCAUCGGAGAUCAAAAUGAAGCGAACACGAACGAUGUGGAAACCUCACAAGGAUAUCUGUAAACGUUUCAACGUACCCGAACCAUUCGGUGGUAUGAUGGUUGAAGAAGAGAAUGUGGAAGAGAAACGACGUAAAGAAAAGGCCAAAUUCUCCGUGUUCGACUAUCUAGAGAUGCCAGUUACAAAUCGUCGCGACUUUGUAACUCCGGUUGUGAUACCGGCUGCACGUGUAGCUACAGAACAACGGAUUAAUUCCAACUGCCCCAUUCAACCUUUAUCUACUCCAAAGGCGUCAGUAGACAUCACUGAUGGACAACGCGUCUCAUCGGUGGACUUUUUUAAAGCCGCAACUGAUCCUAACACAUCUACAUUAGCAGUGGAUUUAGCCCCAGCGCCACCGAAAAAAAUUGAAAAAAAGAGGACCGAACUAGAAGAGUUGGUAAUUGCAGCGGCUCAUAAAAAACCCCAGGAAAAACGGGAUUUGUUCAAAUCAAUAUUUUGUAGCAGCAGUGGCGAUGAGGAAGAGCAGGAUCAUAGACAAAAGGCAGUGUCUCCGAAAGAUAAGCAACCAACUACAUUGACCGAUGCGGAAAAGCUGAAACUUGUGGACAGUUUUGUAGCGAUAAAGCCAGCCGGCCAACUGAACAUACUGCGUAAUGAUUCGCCUCCUCGGGGAAUUUUCAAAAGUUUAUUCGAAAGUUGGAAGCCACUUGCUACUGCUGAUUCUGCAGAAGCUAACAUUAGUAUCGAAAAGAAAACAGCAAUAACCGAGGAUUCUUCACCAUCUACCAGUGAAUGCGACAAGGAUGAACAGUGCUACGGUCCUAAACUUCCAGCUAGCGGUGGGGUAAUAGGAAAGGAUAUAAAGGCUUCCAGCUCUACGAACAAUGAGCGGUUACAACAUCUUGUAGGUACCAUUGAUGGUGCUGGUAUGGUAGGCGAAGAGUGGGUUGAAAAGGGUGUAGAUAAAAAAGGAAAAAAAAAGAAAAAACAUCGGGACCAUCAUAGCAAGAGUAGCAAACAUAAAAAAAAUAAAAAGAAACACAGUAAAAAACAUAGUAGAAAUACCAAACGCUAAGUGACACGAAAAAUAAAAUACAAAUCUCAAAUGUGAAUCUUCCUUUCUCUCGAUAUCGUUACGGCAUGAGAAAAUUUCACUCCUUAUUCCUUUUUUAUUGCGGCAGAUGUUUUCAGCAUUCGAAACGAU
Messenger RNA from Anopheles darlingi, 3103 nucleotides. Its product is annotated as G patch domain-containing protein 1 homolog. Gene Ontology annotation, molecular function: RNA binding. Gene Ontology annotation, biological process: mRNA processing. The record is from RefSeq and is a predicted model, not a curated record. Bases 215 to 2974 code for a protein of 919 amino acids. Gene Ontology annotation, cellular component: nucleus. Lineage: Eukaryota; Metazoa; Arthropoda; Insecta; Diptera; Culicidae. The transcript is spliced from 2 exons.